Babesia ovata is the source of this 594-nucleotide messenger RNA. Its product is annotated as vacuolar ATP synthase 16 kDa proteolipid protein. The record is from RefSeq and is a predicted model, not a curated record. Gene Ontology annotation, biological process: proton transmembrane transport. Gene Ontology annotation, molecular function: proton-transporting ATPase activity, rotational mechanism. Gene Ontology annotation, cellular component: proton-transporting V-type ATPase, V0 domain. The transcript is spliced from 6 exons. Lineage: Eukaryota; Apicomplexa; Aconoidasida; Piroplasmida; Babesiidae. The coding region runs from base 1 to 594 and encodes 197 amino acids.
AUGCGUCGUACAGCUCAGCUGGACGUGUAUUCAUCUCUGGGCACUUCAAAGCAAACAAAAUUCAGAAUGUCUUCGACUCCGACUGUCCCCUGUGACCCGCACUCGGCCUUUUUCGGCCUUAUGGGUGUGGUAUGCGCCAUGGUCUUCUCUAAUGUCGGAGCGGCCUACGGUACUGCCCGCAGUGGCGUCGGUAUCAGUUGCAUGGGUGUCAUGAGACCUGACCUCGUCAUGAGGUCGAUCGUGCCCGUUAUUAUGGCUGGUAUCUUGGGUAUCUACGGACUCAUCAUAUCCGUCGUCAUCGUAUCACACAUCGGACACCCUGGAAGCUACUCCGCCUUCACGGGAUACGCCCACCUGGCAGCUGGGCUCAUUGUCGGUUUCAGUGGACUGGCCUCCGGAUAUGCCAUCGGUAUCAUUGGUGACGCCGGUGUCAGGGCCAACGCCCAGCAAACCCGCCUGUUCGUCGGAAUGAUCCUCACGCUCGUUUUCGCCGAAACCCUCGGUCUGUACGGUCUCAUCGUGGCCCUUAUCGUGGCGCUUAAGCCGGUGGCCGGUCUUUGCGUAGCCUACGCCGUGGAGCAGGGAACGCACUAA